This is a messenger RNA of Clonostachys rhizophaga, 1119 nucleotides long. The record is from the annotation of a GenBank genome assembly. Lineage: Eukaryota; Fungi; Ascomycota; Sordariomycetes; Hypocreales; Bionectriaceae.
AUGCGUUUCUUCAAUCGCACCAACCACGUCGCCAACGGCCAUACCAACACCCACGGGAACGGCCACACUCCCGCGACAACCACAACACACGGUCGCCGCCACCAUCAUGAUCCGUACAGCAUGGAGAGACGGCCUAGCUUUGGCCAGUGGCUCAAGUGCACAUGGCUUGACAUUGUCACCAUGAUUGCAAUGGGUGCGAUUGGCCUUGGUGUCUACAUGGCCAAGCCAGCGCCCUCCAGGUCAUUUCCCGUCACGUUUUCGGACGGUGAAAUUGUGUGGCCCGAAUUUGGCUAUCCUCUCCGAAAGGAAAUCAUCCCCAUCUGGCUUGCCGCGUUCUUAGCCAGUGUGGUCCCCAUUGUCAUCAUUCUCCUAAUGCAGAUUCGCGUCCGCUCUUUCUGGGACGUGAAUAACGCCGUGAUCGGUCUGCUGUACUCCCUCAUUGUCGCGGCUGUGUUCCAGGUCUUCCUCAAGUGGCUCAUCGGUGGACUGCGACCCCAUUUCCUGGAUGUUUGUAAGCCAGAUAUCAGUCUCGCAAGCGAUCAGGGCUACAACCGCAAAGGUUUUACGAACAUUUACUACACCAAGGAAAUCUGCACUGGUGAUGAGAAAGAAAUCAACGACAGCCUGGAGUCUUUCCCCAGUGGCCACACCACCGCUGCGUUCGCUGGCUUCAUCUACUUAUAUCUCUACCUGAACGCAAAGCUCAAGGUCUUUUCCAAUUAUCACCCCGCCAUGUGGAAGCUCAUCGCGGUGUAUGCUCCUGUCCUUGGCGCGACCUUGAUCGGAGGUGCGCUCACCAUUGAUGAGUUCCACAACUGGUAUGAUGUCGUGGCUGGAGCAGUCAUCGGUACCGUCAUGGCCUUUUCAGCAUAUCGCAUGACUUAUGCUGCUGUCUGGGAUUGGAGGUUCAACCACAUUCCCCUCAACCGGAGUGGCGCAUUCAUGUAUCAGGCUGAGGGUGGCGAAUUGUUUGAUGCUGUAUUUACCAGGAAAGGAGGAUGGGGUGCACAUGGUGGAAUUCGGGAAAAGCCACACCACAAUAGCGCCUUUCACCACUCAGAGCAGCCAACUAUCCCCAGAAAGGCUGUUGGAGGGGCCAGAGGCGAGGAUAUUGUGUAG